Messenger RNA from Aspergillus thermomutatus, 771 nucleotides. RefSeq lists its product as uncharacterized. Gene Ontology annotation, molecular function: ATP binding; nucleic acid binding; 3'-5' DNA helicase activity. The transcript is spliced from 3 exons. Gene Ontology annotation, biological process: double-strand break repair via homologous recombination. Gene Ontology annotation, cellular component: cytoplasm; chromosome. Lineage: Eukaryota; Fungi; Ascomycota; Eurotiomycetes; Eurotiales; Aspergillaceae. The record is from RefSeq and is a predicted model, not a curated record. Bases 1 to 771 code for a protein of 256 amino acids.
AUGAACGAGGCCGCUAUCAAGAAGUAUGUGCAGCCAUGGCAGCAGAUAUUAGCAUUCAUUGCGCGGACCCAGGCCCUGCAUGAUUGGGCCAGCCCCAAAUAUGGAAUGACUGCACGGCAGCGUAAGAAAUGGCGGCAGCUAUGGCAGCUGGCGGGCCAGGCCCCCCAGAGCAGCCCCGAUCCCAUGGAUACCGAGAUGGACGACCCGCAGCGGGGUGUGUGGGCCAUGACCAAUAUGGAAAAGGCAUGCUUGGAGUUCUGUAUUGAGUUACUAAACCAGCACCAUCGCAGCCAUGAAUAUGAGAGUGCAUUGUUUUUGGGGUUUGCAUCCGCAGCCACCGCACUAUUAAUAUUAGGCAAGCGCAAACGAGCGCCAUGGGAGGAUGAAGCCGAGGUCAGUCGCAUCGAGCGCUGCCACCAGCUGGCCACCAUGGAUAUGGAAGCAGCCACGCAUGGCAAGAGCAUGUUGUUCAUGGUGCCAGCAUUCACCGCCCCUGGAGGCACCACCAUUGUUAUGGUCCCACUGGUUGCAUUACGGGCUGAUAUGCAGCGCCGGUGCCAGCAGCUGGGGAUUUCAUGUGUUGCAUGGGAGAGCCAGCAGCCCCCAGAUGCCGCGUUGAUCAUGUUGGUGACGCCCGAAUCCGCGGUCAGCCCCGAUUUCCAGACGUUUUUAAACUGGUUGCAGUGGAUGCGGCGGUUAGACCGCAUUGUGAUCAAUGAAUGCCAUGUGGUGUUGAAUUCCCAGCGUGAUUUCUGGCCCCAGAUGGCCUAG